GGAUUUUCAUACACGGUCGGUUGUUUCCGAUCCGACGCUCGUAAGUGGAGACGUAGCGUGACGUCACAGACACAGGGACGUUUUUGUGUUAACUGGUUUAGUGUUGUGUUAAGUGCGACUGCGUGUUAAUAUAUAAUUAUGAAGCCACUACUAAAGACAGUGGCGGCGAUAUGCCUCCUACUGAUCGUUCACGCACUCCCCGAAAACAUAGAGGAUGUUAAGGAACUACCCCAAUCCAAAGAACCAAUUGUCGAAGCUGAGGCAUCCGAGCCCCAAGCGAGGGUUGAGCGCUGCACAACUUGUACCUCUGGAAACCUCAAAUCGCCUCAAGCGCUUCUAGCUGAACUUCAAGCCCUACCAGGCUCAGAAGUCCAUACACAACAGUCUUUUGAAGGAUGUUCAUCAGACAAGGGUUGUGCUGGUCUGAAGCUUAAAGACGGCAAAGUUAUUGAAAGAUACGGUAACGCAGAUGCCUAUAACGCGGCCGCCGCUGCGGAUAUUAACAAUGAGUUCCACUUUCACUCGGGUUUUGGAAAAAACGUCUUUGAAGGUGGCUUACCAGGCAACGGUCCUUUCUGGUGGAUGAACCAGGACUCGCCAUUUAAAGCUGGCGCUGGUAGCAGCGGUAACUUUGAGAAAUACAGCAAAUCAUCCAGCUCUAGCUAUUCAAGCAGCGGUUCAAACGGUGGUGCAAGCGGAGUUGGUGCGGUUGGCGGACUUGACUUGGCAAGCAACCCAUUCUUAAACGGUGAUCUCGCAAAUUUGGGUGCAGGACAAAACAUUGGAGGCAUUAAGCCCUCUAACUUCCAGUCUUCGUCUUUCGAAUCCUCAUCCUUCAGCUCCUCCAACAAAGGAGAGGUUGAUUUAUCGAAAAACCCAUUCCUGAACGGUGGUUUUAAAGCUGACCAAGCUGGAUCUGGAUUUGGAUUUGGAUCCAACGGAGCAGCCGGUUCAAACUUUGAUGCAGCCUCAAACUCUCAAAGCCAAUAUAACGCCAACAGUGCCAAUUCUCAAAGCUUCGGCAGUUCCUACAGCGGAGGCUUCGCAUCAGGAAACAAGGUUUCUACUGGUUACACCGGUUCUUCCCCUACACCAUUCGCGACCCCUGUAUCUAACAUCAACCUGAUUCAGAGUGACAAAACCAAUGAAUUCGACUACGAACAGCAACAGCAAACACAACAGAACUUCGACAAUGUCUUCCAGAGUUCUGGAAGCGUUGGAAUUGACACGUCCGGUGGUGAUUUGCAGCAGACCUGUGCAACUGAAGGUUACUCCUGUGUAAUCAAAUCCCAGUGCAGCAACGGUGUGGCAUAUCUUCGAAUCAAUCCUAGGAAACAAUUCUGCAACGUCCGCACUGAAAUCUGCUGCAAGGUAGAAAUAUUCCAAGCCACUAACCAAGGAGCAGUAGGAGUUGGAUCAACGCUUAACCAGGGUUCAUCUUACGCUGGUCAAUCAUUUGCAUCACAAUCUGGUUCAGCCUUCGGAGUUCAAGGACAAUCAACUCAAACUGGACUUGGAAGCAAUGUUGGCUUGGGAACAACUGGCUCUUCAUCUUAUGGAGCCAAAGGCACUUAUGGAUCUCAGAGUGGUACUAGUUCAUCAUUUGGAUCAAGCAUUGGAUCUAUCAACAGAGGAACAGUCGGGUCUACAGGUUACGGUUCAACCAUCGCGCCAUCAACCCAAAAAUUCGGAGCCACGAAUGGUUUUAAAACGACUGGACAAACCAAUUUUAUUGAAACUGACUCUUUAUCAGCUGGUAGCAUAAACGCAGGUGUAUAUCGUCCUGGUGCUAUUGGAUCCAACUUGAAACCUGGUAUCCCAUAUCUGCCCCCAGUGGACAACGCAAAGAGUGAUACUAACAUCAUUAGCUCAACAGUCUACCCGACCCCUACCUUCGUAACUACUCCCAGACCUGUCAGACCUAUCACUGCUAAGCCUACCUACCUACCCCCUCCUGUAUCAUCUACUUCUGCUCCUGGAUAUCUUCCUCCCAUUGGAGAACCGACAAUCAACAGGGAGACAAUAGUUCCUCCUAACCCAACAUACAACGAAGGGUCUCUGUACUUGGACCAAAACAGACAACCAGUAAGACCGACUCCCAUCCCAAGUGAUAUCCCAGUAGGCUGUGCUGCAGCGCUGAAAUGUACUCCCAUUGAAUUCUGUACCGCUGAGGGCGUUAUCUCCAACACAUCUGUCAUCUUGACCAGAGAUCAGGACGCGUACAGAGUACCUCUUACGGACUGCAAAGACAUCGAAACUGGUCGUGUUGGCAAAUGCUGCCGUGAUCCUUACUACACCGACCCAUGGCCGACCAACCAGCUCGGCAAGUGGGUGCCCGGCGUCUUCGGUGGUAACGAUGGCAAAUACGUUCCAGACAGCCGUGGUAGCUCGAACAACAUCAGACCAACAGUCACCGCCAGACCUCCAGUCACCGGAUCCGUUCUCUUGAACAAUUUCUUAUCAACAAAACCACCCGGUACACCAUUCGGAUCAAACCAAAUUACCCCAGGCUACCCUUCAUCCACCGCAACUCCCUUCCUCCAAAAGGGACAGUUCGGUCAAGGCGGACAGGGUCAAUACAGCGUCGGAGGUCAAGGUCAAUACAGUCAAGCAGGUCAGGGACAACGUGGCGUUAUUGGCCAAGGUCAAAUUGGAUCAGGCUCUCAAGUGAACACAGCUUUCUCUCAAGGACAAUACGGCCAGAAAGGUCAAGGACAGAUCAUAAGCCAGGGUAGAGGACAAGUGAUCAAGCAAGGACAAGGUCAAUUCGUAUCCCAGGGACAAGGACAAUACUCUCAGGGAGCUAAAGGACAGUUCGGUGUUGUUGGACAGGGCGUGCAAACCCAAUUCGGAGUUGGCCAGAAAGGUAUUCAAGGACAAGGCAUCGGUGUGAUCGAAGGUCAAGGAAUCGCCAUCAAAAAGGGUCAAGGGCAAUACGCUUCUCAAGGACAGGGACAGAUAAUCACUCAGGGACAAGGAACAGCUGUAUCCCAAGGGUUCGGUACUGGAAUCCGUCAAGGACAAGGACAGAUAACCACUCAAGCCCAAGGAACAGCCGUAUCCCAAGGAUUCGGUACUGGAAUCCGUCAAGGACAAGGACAGAUAUCCACUCAAGCCCAAGGAACAGCUGUAUCCCAAGGGUUCGGCACUGGAAUCAGACAAGGACAGGGACAGUACGCGUCUCAAGGCCAGGGCGCAAUAGUUUCACAAGGAUUUGGGGAAGGUGUACGUCAAGGACAGGGUGCAAUCGUUUCACAAGGUUUUGGAGAAGGAGUACGUCAAGGACAGGGCGCAAUCGUUUCACAAGGAUUCGGAGAGGGCGUUCGUCAAGGACAGGGCCAAUACGUAUCCCAAGGACAAGGUCAAUUAGUAUCCCAAGGUCAGGGCCAAUACUUGUCCCAAGGACAGGGACAGCUCGUGACUAGAGGACAAGGACUCCUCGUAUCACAAGGUUUUGGACAAAACAUCCGUCAGGGUCAAGGUUUCUCUGUGUCCCAGGGAAGUGGAAUCGGUGUCGAGAAUGAGUACGGAGAAUCCGUGCAGAGAGUAUUCCUGCAACAAUACAAUGGCGGCGGAAAGUGCGGACUUUUGAACGGUCAAAAGCCAAACGGUAACCGCAAUAAUCUGGAAGUAGACUUCGCGGAAAUUCCUUGGCAAGCGAUGGUGUUGCUCCAAACCAACAAGAGUCUUCUCUGCGGUGGUGUGAUCACCAGACCUGAUGUCGUUGUUACAUCAGCGGCUUGUGUUGAUGGCUUGGACGCCAAGAACGUGCUGAUCAAGGGCGGAGAAUGGAAGCUUGGAAUCGACGACGAACCUCUUCCCUUCCAAAUCGUCCAGGUUAAGACAAUCUUGCGUCACCCCUUCUACAAAAGCGGAAGUGCCCACUACGAUGCAGCAAUCUUAGUACUCACUGAGAAUUUACGAUUCGCCAAGAAUAUCUACCCCAUAUGCUUACCUGGGGCUGAUGAGACUUUAGACAAGUACUACGAUGGGGCUGGACAGUGCAUUGUUACUGGAUGGGGCAAACAAGUGUUACAAGCUCACCUCUCCGGCAGCAUCAUGCACAGCCUGAACGUGUCUCUGAUCACCCCUGGAGAAUGCCAGGCUAAGCUGAGCUCGGACUACCCGCAUCUCCUGGACCAGUACGAUGAAGACAGCUGCGUUUGUGGACAACCCUCAAACCCAUCGAACAACAUCUGCAAGGUGGAUAUCGGCAGUGCGCUCGCAUGUACGACCGGAGAUGGACACUACGUGUUCAGAGGUGUUUACUCCUGGGACUCAGGUUGUCAAACCGGUAACCAACUCGCAGCGUUCUACAGAUUCGACCUUGAGUGGUACCAAUGGGCUAUUGGGCUGAUUGAAAGUGUUAGAUUCGCUCAAUUUAGCACCGUAACCAAAGUGACAUCGGGUCGGUACUCCGGUGGUGUGAAAGGCUUCAACAGCGCGAAGGGCUCCCAAUACAGCGGUGUUAAGGGCUCAGUUAACUCUGGAGACAGUGCUAAUGGAUUCGGCGUUGCCAAGGGUCAAUUCGGAUUCGGCCAAGGUGUAGUCAGCCAAGGUCAGUUCAAGCAAGUCAAUCAGUUCUCGGAGAAGGUAUCCUCAAGUGGCUCCCAAAGCGGUUUCGGAUCCGGUUUUAAUUUCGCUGAGAUCAAGCCAAUAUCAAAUGGCUUCAGCGCAACUUACUCAGAGAAGAAAGUAUUCCAGAGCGAACCGAAAAUAAUAACGUACACAACUAAACCUGAAAUCGUGACGUACACCACUAAACCGGAAAUCGUGACGUACACGACGAAACCGGAAAUCGUCACUUUUACGACAAAACCCGAAAUAUUCACUUACACGACGAAACCGAAAAUCAUAACAUAUACGACGAAACCAAAAAUCGUAACGUAUACGACGAAACCGCAAAUAAUAACUUACACGACGAAACCCCAGAUUAUAAGCUACGAGACAUCAGGAAGCCGCACCAACCCACAGUACAUCGCCCCCGGUGUAACAUUUAACCCCUCUUUCUCAGAAUUAGUCGGUAAACACGAACACUCCGCCAAAUGCAAGUGCUUAGAGGGCAAGAAGUAAGGUAACAUUGGAAUCACAAUUUAAGUCUAAGUGCCAUAACAUUCUGUAUUA
Messenger RNA from Vanessa atalanta (red admiral), 5124 nucleotides. RefSeq lists its product as uncharacterized. Gene Ontology annotation, biological process: proteolysis. The record is from RefSeq and is a predicted model, not a curated record. The transcript has 13 exons. Gene Ontology annotation, molecular function: serine-type endopeptidase activity. NCBI's taxonomy places the organism in Eukaryota, Metazoa, Arthropoda, Insecta, Lepidoptera, Nymphalidae. Bases 139 to 5073 code for a protein of 1644 amino acids.